Molecule: messenger RNA, 795 nt
Organism: Lactuca saligna
Lineage: Eukaryota; Viridiplantae; Streptophyta; Magnoliopsida; Asterales; Asteraceae
Source: the annotation of a GenBank genome assembly
AUGCGGACUUGGUAUUAUAAUGCGUGUACAAAAUGCAAGUCAAAGGUUAUUUUAAUGGAUGUUCCAAAUGAGACGGUCAAUGACUUGGACCGGUUUGAAGAGAAAAAGAUGAUGUUUUGUCCAAAAAAAGAUUGCAAAGGCAAAGAUGUUAUUACUGAACCAAGUUACAUGAUCAAAGUUCGAGUUCAAGGUUUAGUUGGAGUGGUGAGUCUUACAAUGUUUGAUCGUGAAGUAAGAAACCUUCUGAAAAUAUCUGCUGCUGAAUUAAUAUCAAAAUAUGAAAGGUUCGACAACCCAAGUGACUUUCCAAAUGAGUUGAACACCAUGCUCAAUAAAAAAUUGGCUUUUAAGAUCGUUGUCAAGACUUUGAAUUUCUCAAAAUUUGGUCGUUCUUACAAUAUUUCCAAGAUAACAGAUAAUUUCGACAUUAUUGUUGCUUUGGAAAACAUUGAGAACAAGAAUAUCAUUGAACAUGAUAUGGAUAAUGAUUCUGUUAAUGUAAUUGGCUCAGAAUUUGUAUCUCAAGACACAAUGGGUUGUAAGGAUGUUAAUUCCCACACUGAUGAUAAUACUCAUGUGUCAAAUAUUCCAUCUGGUAAUAGUACAAGUCCAUCAUCAGUAACCGCCGCCAACAACCUCAAUUCUCCACCUACAAGUGUCAAACGUAAACUCGUAGAUAUUUAUGAUCUUGAUGAUGACGUUUAUGAAUCUUCAACAAAACCUAAUGCACCCCGUGUUGACAAUGACAAAGCUGGAAUAACAACCAAAUUGUUGAUUCCUAAGGUGGAAAAAUGA